AUGGAAUCUCCAGACCACAAUAUCGCAGAUAAGGUUACACCACAACUGCUUCACCCACCUUCAAUACGACCAGCUGAAGGAAACGAGCCAAGUCAUAAUGCGACAACUUCUUCUAACUUAUCACCCAAUGCAUCUGGGUCUUCAUCACGGGUUCAUCGCCGGCGCUUCUCACGGAGUGGGAGACAAGAAGCAAAACACAUCCGGCUCCAGGCUCUAGAUCCCGGAACGAAAUCAUCUGCAUCAAGCAUAUAUUAUGGCUCAUUUAACAAUCACGCAAGACGAUCGAAAUCAUCACUUGGAUCACGUGGUGGUUCUGUGCCACCGUCACCUCGAGAUGCGCCAAGAGCAAGCAUGAGCCAUAGCCAUCUCGAAUCACUAUUGCAAAAUCUUGAAUUGGACCUCGAUACUUAUGGCGUCGACGAGUUACGAGAUGGGUUCUUUGAUGCCUCUUUUACGAAGCCUCCAAAAUUUAACAGGAAGGAGCUCAGAGAAAAUGUGCAGGACACGCUCCCAGAUACGUUUAAGGAAACAAAUCCGCUGUCCCCAACACUUCUUCUACGCCAGCAAUGGCUACAGCUUCGAGCACUAGUAAAAGAGGUGUCAGUUACUCGUGCAGGAAUUAAGCUGACUAAGUCAUUUCUUGGGUUCUUCGUUGCUUACAUUUUAUGCCUCGUUCCGGUCAUCAUGAAUUGGUUGGGAAGAUACAGUUACAUCAUGGUCUUAUCUGCGAUAAUUGUCCAUCCUGGCCGAACUGUAGGAGCACAAAUUGAUGGUGCUAUUCUCACGACUGUUGGUACUGCUGGUGGUCUAGGGUGGGGGGCAUUUGCGUUGUGGAUCUCAGACUCAUCGGCCACAGCGAGAAAAGGAUAUGGAGGAAUAUUGGCAGCCUUUCUUGUCAUUUUCAUGGGCAGUAUUGCGGCACUUCGUUCUUACUAUGUCAGAAUUUAUCAGCUGGUGCUUUGUGCAGGUAUUGCCGUUAUCUAUACUUGUUUGGCAGAUACCUCCGAGUCUGUGAACUGGGGUAAGCUGUUUGACUACGGUAUUCCAUGGCUGUUCGGUCAAGCAAUCUCACUCAUUGUGUGCUGUACUGUCUUUCCAGAUGCUGGCGCACGACCUCUUGCCGUCUCGCUGCACAGUGCCCUUGGAGUGAUGCAAGAUGGACUUGUCCUUCCACAUCCAGAUGAUGUCACGAUUCGAAGACAAUUGGCGUUGACGUUUGUCAACUUGUCACAAGCACAUCGUGACCUUACGUUGGACAUUUCGAUUACUCGCUUUCCACCAUCAGACGUUAUCGCUCUUCGAAAUCUUAUGCAGGGUGUCAUUCGAUCUCUUCUUUCUUUAAAGAUGCAAACUGCUCUGUUCGACUCGAAGGAAGAGCCUGUGGAAGUGAAAAUGAAUGGCAGGGGUCACGAACAAUUGCCUAGUUCUCGAGCGGGCGACUCAGUCAUAGAUAUUGAUGGCGCGAAACGGCCCUCGAUCGCGCGCACAACAACAGGAGAAAGAGCUGUCUUGCUAGUGACUAGUAGACUAUCACAGCCAACUAUGGAUCUUCUUUCGUGUAUGAGGAAAUCCUUCAAACGAUGUGAUGCUGUUCUGAUGGACAUGUCAGGUUACAGGAGAUAUAUUGGACCUGAUAAAGAAACAUCAUCAGAUAUUAUUGGUAUAUUGACCAAGUUACGGAAAGUAAUGAUUAAGUAUGAUGAAGAAGAAGAUUCUUUAAUGGAAAACCCGGCUCUCCCGCCAACAUAUUCUGAUCAUCCGGAGGUUGUUGAAUUGUUCCUAUUCGUCCAUCCUGUCAGACAAGCAGCUCGAACCGUCGAAGCUUUACUAGUUAAGGUCAUGGAAAUGCAGCAAAGGCGACGAGGAUGGAGAAUCUAUCUACCAUCAUACCCGCUCAAAAAAGGGUUACAGAGAACGAACGCUCAGGUCAGACAUGAUCGAGGCGGCGUUACAGCGGGUUUCUACUUCAGGAGUCAAACACAAUUGGCCAAAAGCAUGCGAGGAAUGGCAAAUAUCUACAAGCCAUUACCACAUCUGAACGGCCCGCAGAAAGAAGAAGACCCAGAACCACAAGCGAUGGCAAGAAGUGAAACCAUGGGAAAAUAUGAAGAAGAGGAAGAUGUAGCUAUGGAUCGAAACUCUCAGAUCUCAAAGAAACAGCGUUUCCGCUAUCGAGUAUGGCUGGUUCUUCAUCGAUUGCAAGGCUUCGAAACUAGGUUUGCGCUCAAGGUCAUUAUCAUGACUUCUCUAUUAGCCGUUCCCGCAUGGCUUCCUCAAAGUAGAGGAUGGUGGAAUAAAUAUGAAAGUUGGUGGUGCGUUGCCAUGGUUUGGAUUAUGUCUCACCCAAGAGUUGGUGGAAACGUGCAGGAUGUGCUUACACGAGCUCUCUGUGCUGUACUUGGAGCUGUAUGGGGAGGAUUCGCGUAUGCUGCCAGAAAUGGGAACCCUUAUGUCAUGGCUGUGUUUGCUGCGAUAUACAUGAUACCGAUGAUGUACAGAUUUACGCAGAGUUCUCAUCCGCGGUCUGGGAUCGUGGGGUGUGUUUCUUUUAUAGUAGUCUCGCUUGCUGCUAAAGCUGAAGAGAAUCACGAGUCCACGGUUAUGAUUGCGUGGACUCGCGGGGUAGCUUUUGUGAUAGGUGUUGUGACGGCAGUAACAGUGAGUUCGAUAUUGUGGCCUUUUGUGGCUAGACAUGAGCUUCGAAAAGCUUUGUCUGCGAUGAUGAUAUAUUCAAGUAUCAUUUAUCGAGGUGUCGUUGCGAGGUAUGUAUAUUAUGAGAAAGGAAAUGAACCAGGAGAGGAGGAUAUCAAACGAUCUGAAAUGCUAGAAGGUCGUCUCCGCGAGGGUUUCGUCCGAAUCCGCCAACUCAUGGCGCUCACUCGCCACGAAAUCCGUCUCCGCGGCCCCUUUGAUCCCCUCCCCUACUCCGCUCUCAUAGACGCUAGCGAACGCUUCUUCGAAUACCUCGUCUCCGUCCGCCAAUCCUCCCUCUUCUUCCACCCCCACUACAUAACCCACACCGAAGCCGCCGCCGACGCCCUCCUCUCUUUCCGCCGCGACGCCGUCGCCGCGAUUCUGAUGAACCUCUAUGUCCUUGCUGGCGCAUUGCGCGGAGGUCGUAAAGUACCUCGUUACCUCCCCUCCGCCGCCCUCGCCCGAAAAAGGCUGUUGGACAAGAUGGCCGAGCUCGAAGCCUCACAAGCGCAAACCCGCGAGCUAGAACGCAUUUCAUCUGGUCAAUCCGCGGGAGAAGAUCGACGGUGGAGUCAGAUCUACAGUUAUAGCUAUAGUCAGAGCUUGACGGGGUGUGUGCGGGAGCUGGAACAGUUGGUGGUGUGGACUAAGGAGGUUGUUGGGGAACAGGGGUUCGAUCCUGUGAGUGAUUUGGAGUAUGAGGGGCAUAUGGUUGAGACUUGA
This is a messenger RNA of Glarea lozoyensis ATCC 20868, 3417 nucleotides long. RefSeq lists its product as uncharacterized. The transcript has 5 exons. Lineage: Eukaryota; Fungi; Ascomycota; Leotiomycetes; Helotiales; Helotiaceae. Bases 1 to 3417 code for a protein of 1138 amino acids. The record is from RefSeq and is a predicted model, not a curated record.